GUCCGUCCACGGCAGUAGCGUUCUCUGCUUCCCGGACGCGGCUUUCAACGCAGCACCCACGGCGGCAACUUCAUCAUUCUGAGUCUUCUGUGGAUCAUAUCCAACACAUGCUGCUGUUUUGUGUACUUUUCGUCUGGUUGUGAAUGAGUGUCAGACCUGAGGCAUGGCUUCGUCCGUGAGCGGCGCAGAGGAGGUGCGGGUGUCGGCGCUCACGCCCCUCAAGUUGGUGGGACUGGUGUGCGUGUUUCUUGCCCUGUGCCUGGAUGUCGGGGCCGUGCUGAGCCCGUCGUGGGUUACUGCGGAUGACCAGUACUACCUGUCCCUGUGGACGUCCUGCUGGAAGCCCGUCAGCUCCGUGGAAUGGUCCUGCAACCGCACUCUGACCACCGACUGGCAGAUCGCCACACUGGCCCUACUGUUAGGGGGGGCCACACUCACCCUGCUCUCCUUCCUCGUGGCUCUGGUUUCCCUGUGCAUCGGAUCUAGGAGUCGCUGCUACAAACCUGUGGCUGUUAUGCUGUUCUCUGCAGUGGUGCUUCAGGUGUGCAGCUUGGUCCUGUUCCCCAUCAAGUUCAUCGAGACUGUCAGCCUGAGGGUGUACCACGAGUUCAACUGGGGCUACGGCCUGGCCUGGGGGUCCACCAUCUUCUCUUUCGGAGGUGCCAUCCUCUACUGCCUCAAUCCUAAGAAUUAUGAAGACUACUACUAAAAACAUAAAGAAGACAGAGAGCUGAAACAAAGACUCUCUACCAUACCAGUGUCCUCUCAAUAACAAAGACAAUGUACAUCCACAGACUAUCCAAACAGAAAAAUAAGAAAAAAUACAAUGGUUGUUAGUGUCACAACUGGGGUGUUCUCAUUUACUACUGUGAACCUCUUACCCGAAACACUACACUCACUCAUCGGACUUAAGCGCCUGUGCUCUUUUCCAGUGGCAAAGUUUUGGCAGCACAUUCAGCUGUGAAAUAGAAACCCAAAAAAACAACUCUUUUAAUGUGGAAGAGAGCAUGCCCAGGCUCAGAUCAGUCUGUGUUUCCUUUAAGUAGAACUCCAGUAGGUCUAAGAAAUGGCAGAAAAUCUGGAGGGAACAGAUGGAGCCACUGAUCCCAUGCCAGGAUGAACUGGACUAAUUCACCAAUCACAGCAGAGCGAUUUUAACCCAGACCAAUCUGAGAAUGAACAACAGAUCCAGGAAAGAAAAUAUGCUAUUGAAGUGAUAUCCUGAGGAUGACAAAGACCGGGCACAAGUAGGGGAAUGGCGCUACCCAGCAUCUCCCCAGAGUGGCACUACAUCUGGAAUGAGGCCUUUUCCUUUGUCUAGAUACAAUGAUACUCCAGUGACUGUGUUUUCUCAUGCCCUAUUUCAGUCUAUUAAAGAGAGUUGGAAAAGCUGAUCAACAGGAGCCACCGACCACAGUCAGAACAUUCCACAGCCUUCUCCCAAAUGAAAUCACACUGGUGAGAGGAACACUGCUCAGUUAGUCACACACAUACAGCAACCAAACCUUUGGAACCAUAUGCAAACCUGCAGCAUAACCAAGGUUAGGCCUUUUUGAUACAUUUCAUGUAUUAUAUGUAAGUGUAAUUAAACUCAUUCUACACAAUGACUGAAAGAAGGAUGGCAAAUGAACAUGCACGCAUGACCCUGCAUGCCCUCACACGCCUCCCCAUGUGAUGCCUCCUAAUCUUCACACUCUGCAGGAAAUAGAAACAUCAUCAGUAGUGCAGGCCACAUCAACAAUAUGUUGGUUUCUUUCCCACAGAUAAAGACUAUAACUGAACUUUAAUGUAGUCACUGAAAGGUCAAAUAUACUUAGCUGAAAGAAUAAAGUAUUUAGUAAAUCUGCUGUG
Molecule: messenger RNA, 1851 nt
Organism: Sphaeramia orbicularis (orbiculate cardinalfish)
Lineage: Eukaryota; Metazoa; Chordata; Actinopteri; Kurtiformes; Apogonidae
Gene: tmem47
Product: transmembrane protein 47
Exons: 3
Coding region: 164-709 (181 amino acids)
Biological process (GO): cell-cell adhesion
Cellular component (GO): cell-cell junction; membrane
Source: RefSeq, a predicted model, not a curated record